CUCUUUUAUACACCAAUGCAAGAUCCAGCAGCAGCACUAAACCUUCUCACUGAUACAGAGAAACAGGCCUUCUUUCUUAUGACUGAUAUAAAAAUGGUUCUGGUCAAGUUUAUAAUUCCUGGUGGGGUUGAAACAUUAACAGAUAGUCUCAAGAGAAGCUUCUUCUUCACUGUGUCAGAUUGGGAUGUGUUAGCAUCUUGCUUCUGCAAUGGCCAGGCAUCAAAGUGUGAUCCAGAUGACUUCUCCAAGUGCAUAUGUGAAAGGAAUACUGAUGGUCCAAACUGUGAAAAGUGUUUACCACUCUACAAUAACAAACCUUACCAGAUACGAGAAGCAUGUGAAGCAUGUGAAUGCAAUAGUCAUUCUGACAGCUGCUCCUACAAUGAAACAAAAGGAUAUGGAAUUUGUAAUGAUUGUAAGCACAACACAACAGGGGAUAUGUGUCAACUUUGUAAGGAGACCUUUUACAGAAACUCAGCUGUAUCACAGAAUACCACCAAUACUUGUCUGGCCUGUGCAUGUCAUGUUCCUGGUGUAAACACUUCAGCUGACAGCUCACAGUGUGAUAGUGUUACUGGUCAGUGUGCAUGUAAGAGUCGAGUGAUGGGAAGGGCCUGUGAUAUGUGUCGCGAUACUUACUGGAAACUAACUACAGACAACGAGGCAGGCUGUGAAGAAUGCCACUGCAAUUUAACUGGAACAGUCAACAGUUCCAAUGUGUGUGACAAGAUAACUGGUCAGUGCCCCUGUAAGCAGCUACUCACAGGAAGGACAUGUAACCAGUGCCAAGAUGGAUACUUUGGAUUGACAUCUGAAAACCCUGGCUGUACUGCAUGUAACUGUGACCUGGCUGGCUCAGUAAAUACCUCAUGUUCUUCAUCUGGGAAAUGUUACUGCCGUCCCAAGUUCUCUGGGGAUAAAUGUGACAAGAUUGAUGAAGGCUUCUUUGUCCCAAGUGUAGAUUUUAUGACGUUUCAGGCUGAGGAUGCUACACCCAUAACUGUAAGAAGUGUUAAUCUCUAUUCUGCAUGCUGCUAUUUGUCAAAAUCAAUGAAGCCACAAACAAAAACAAUCAGUCAUCGAGAAAUUGUUAAUGCAGCUGGAAACAUUGUUCUUGUGGUUGGUGUGGUAUUGAAUGAGGGAGUGAAUAAUGCCGCACCAACUGAGCUGGAGUUCACUGUUAACAUUCCUAAAACAGGAUUCUUUAAUUUUGUCCUGCGUUACAUGACUGGUUAUAACUGGAAUUUGGUUAAGAUAACUGCUUUGCUGCGGACAGCUUUUGUGCCCUUCACGUGCAACAACAUUAAUCAAAUCACCAAGAAUGAGCCUCUCAUCCUGACUAGGACAGUGUUGUCUGGAAGUGAAGCUCAUGAUUAUGGAAGUCACUGUUUAUUAGUGGGUCAGUACAGUGUAAAACUUCAAAUACCUGCUGGAAGUGCUCAACAAGGUGUUCUGGUCACUCGAAGGAAAAGAAGGGCAUUGCCUGAUGCAGACAUCACUGUUGAUUCUCUUUUAGCCAUGCCGACUGUGUCUGAGUAUGAUGUAUUCAAGGAAGCAUCUGCUGAAGUUCAAGAAAACAUGACAUUUUACUACAAUGCAUCAUCAUCCCUGAAAACCUGGUCAGCAAACUCUGAGGCAGGAAGUCGUGCACUUGCACCAGUGUUUGGAAGCACUUUUGGAGAGGGACAAGCAUGUAACUGUAGCUCUGUGGGGUCAAACGACCCUGAUGAAUGUGACAGAUAUAGUGGACAAUGUUCCUGCAAGCCUAAUGUGAUUGGUCGCACUUGUGAUCAGUGUAGGCCAGACUAUUUUAACUUCACCUCUGGUCAAGGUUGUCAAGAUUGCAACUGUAGCAUGACUGGUGCAAAUGAAACAUCUUGCCAUCCUGAAACAGGGCAAUGUUCCUGCAGGGAGAAUGUAAUAGGCCAACAUUGUGAGCAAUGUGAAAUAAACUAUUACAACUUUAACAGUGGGGCAGGCUGCUCUUCCUGUGACUGCAAUCCUAUCUACUCCACCAGCCUGCAGUGUGAUGGAAACACUGGUGUGUGUAGCUGUAAGCCUGGUAUUAAUGGAGCAAAAUGUACAGGAUGUGCUGAUCAGUUUUACAAUCUUACAGACCAAGGUUGUAUGUCCUGUGAUUGUAACCUUGCGGGAAGUGCCAGCCCUGCCUGUAACAAGACUACAGGCCAGUGUCCUUGUAAGGCUCAAUCUCUAGGCCGUCAGUGUGACAUGUGCCCAGCUGGUUAUUAUGGCUUAAGUGUCCAGAAUCCUCAAGGUUGUUUGAAGUGUCAGUGUUCAAAUAAAUCAUCAGAAUGUGUUGCUGACCCAGGAUGGUUUGUUUCAACUCUUAACACCACUCUGUCAGUGUUUAAUGACAAUGUUGAUCUGGAUGGUUGGAGUACUAUAGACAGUGCAGGAAAACAAGUCAAUCCAGUUUUGGACUGGGAUGUUACUGUAAACAUUGAGAAGGGAUCUAUGAAAGUUGACACUCAAGGCUCAGAUGAUAUCUACUUUGUUGCUCCUGACAAGUACCUUGGGGACAAGAGAUCUGCUUAUACAUAUGCGUUGUCAUUCCAUUUACAACAGGACAAUGCAUCCAGCCCUGCAACAUCCUCUAGGGGAGAUGUUAUCCUUGAAGGCAAGUGGUUUGAUGAACCUCUUGUCUCAAGUCUUGAUGCUGCUCCACCAGGUGGAGACAAUUUUAGGAAAUAUGAGGUAAAGCUUGUUGAAAGCAAUUGGAGAGUAGGAAACACCUCUGGGCGGCAACCUUCAAGUUAUGAAAUGAUUGUUGUAUUAAGUCAUUUGACUUCGCUGCGUAUCAGGGCCAAGUGGACAACUCUUACAACGAAACUGUUCACCCGAUUGGCUGAUAUUGAACUGACUCUUAGUAGCAGGAGCAAUAUAAUUCCUGGGGCGGAAAGUGCUUUAAACAUUGAGAAUUGUUCUUGCCCCGUGGAGUACAAAGGACAGUUUUGUGAACAGUGCGCCAGUGGCUACACACGUGUCACGCCAAAUGGAGGCCCUUACGUGACAUGUGUACCGUGCGAGUGUAACGGACACUCAGACAUGUGCGACCCUGAGACUGGAGUGUGUCUGGACUGUCAACACAACACCACAGGCGACCAUUGUGAAAAGUGUUUAGAUGGUUGGUAUGGCAACGCCACUAAUGCCACACCUAACGACUGCAGCCCGUGCCCAUGCCCCAGCGGACCAUUUGCCGUCAAUCAGUUCGCUAAGACCGUUUUAGUCAUGCCGACUGUGUCUGAGUAUAAUGUAUUCAAGGAAGCGUCUGCUGAAGUUCAAGAAAACAUGACGUUUUACUACAAUGCAUCAUCAUCCCUGAAAACCUGGUCAGCAAACUCUGAGGCAGGAAGUCGUGCACUUGCACCAGUGUUUGGAAGCAUUUUUGGAGAGGGACAAGCAUGUAACUGUAGCUCAGUGGGGUCAAACAACCCUGAUGAAUGUGACAGAUAUGGUGGCCUAUGUUCUUGCAAGCCUAAUGUGAUUGGUCACACUUGCAAUCAGUGUAGACCAGACUAUUUUAACUUCACCUCAGGUCAAGAUUAUAAAGAUUGCAACUGUAACAUGACUGGUGCAAAUUGUGACAUGUGCCCAGCUGGUUAUUAUGGCUUAAGUGUCCAGAAUCCUCAAGGUUGUUUGAAGUGUCAGUGUUCAAAUAAAUCAUCUGACUGUGUUACUGACCCAGGAUGGUUUUUCUCAACUCUUGACACCCCUCUGUCAGUGUUUAAUGACAAUGUUGAUUUGGAUGGUUGGAGUACUAUAGAAAGUGCAGGAAAACAAGUCAACCCAGUCCUGGACUGGGAUAUUACUAUAAACAUUGAGAAGGGAUCUAUAAGGGUUGACACUCAAGGCUCAGAUGAUAUCUAUUUUGUUGCUCCUGACAAGUACCUUGGGGACAAAAGAUCUGCUUAUACAAAUGCAUUGUCAUUCCAUUUACAACAGGACAAUGCAUCCAGCCCUGCAACAUCCUCUAACGGAGAUGUUAUCCUUGAAGGCAAGUGGUUUGAUGAACCUCUUGUCUCAAGUCUUGAUGCUGCUCCACCAGGUGGAGACAAUUUUAGGAAAUAUGAGGUAAAGCUUGUUGAAAACAAUUGGAGAGUAGGAAACACCUCUGGGCGGCAACCUUCAAGUUACGAAAUUAUUGUUGUAUUAAGUCAUUUGACGUCACUGCGUAUCAGGGCCAAGUGGACAACUCUUACAACAAAAUUGUUCACCCGAUUGGCUGAUAUUAAACUAACUCUUAGUAACAGGAGCAGUGUGAUUCCUGGGGCAAAAAGUGCUUUAAACAUUGAGAAUUGUUCAUGCCCCGUGGAGUACAAAGGACAGUUUUGUGAACAAUGCGCCAAUGGUUACACACGUGUCACACCAAAGGGAGGACCUUACGUGACAUGUGUGCCGUGCGAGUGUAACGGACACUCAGACAAGUGUGACACUGAGACUGGAGUGUGUUUGGACUGUCAACACAACACCACAGGUGAAGAUUGUGAAAAGUGUUUAGAUGGUUGGUAUGGCAACGCCACUAAUGCCACACUUACCGACUGCAGCCCGUGCCCAUGCCCCAGCGGACCAUUUGCCGUCAAUCAAUUCGCUAAGACCUGUGUACUUUCAAGUGACGGUCUACCAACCUGUGUGAACUGCACUGUGGGUCACGAGGGACGGUAUUGUGAACGAUGUGUGGACGGUUACUUUGGACGGCCAAAGGAACAGGAUAGUCAAUGUCACAAGUGUAACUGUAACAACAACAUAGAUCCUGCAGCCACCGGUAAUUGCAACACCACGACAGGCGAAUGCCUUAAGUGUCUUUACAAUACCACAGGGUCUAACUGUCAGUGGUGUGCACCAGGAUACCAUGGAAAUGCAUUGAACAAAACUUGUACUCGUUGCAACUGUUCGGCUGUUUUUUCACUGAAUAAUGAGUGUGACAACAUGACUGGUUCGUGUUACUGCCAUCCUUAUGUGACAGGAAAGUUCUGUGACAGAUGUGAACAGAACGCUUUUAAUUAUACCGCGUCUGGUUGUUUGCCUUGUAAUUGUAACAAUGAUGGUUCAGUUGAUCUCCAGUGUGACUCGAUACAUGGAAAUUGCAGCUGUAAACCAAACGUGAUUGGUAAAAAGUGUAACAUUUGUACUGCGGGCUUAUUUGAUGUUCAGAAAGGUUGUUUGGCGUGCAACUGUAGCACAGUUGGAUCCAAAAUUCCUGAUCAGUGUGACAGAAAUAGUGGACAAUGUUCCUGCAAGCCUAAUGUUAUUGGUCGCACUUGUGAUCAGUGUAGGCCAGACUAUUUUAACUUCGCCUCCGGUCAGGGUUGCCAAGCUUGUGCUUGUUUUUUACCUGGUGUCAACACCUCAGCGCACAGUGCCCUAUGUGACAGAGAUACUGGUCAAUGUUUCUGUAACAGUGGUGUGCUAGGAAGGACCUGUGAUAUGUGCCGUAAUCCUUCCAUGAAAUUAGGUUCCGCCAGUGAGGUUGGGUGUGUAGGUAUGUUAUUAUGACUAAAAGGAAACACACGCUCCAGAAAUCAUAUGUUCUUUAUCUCCGCCAUUACAAAGUGUGUACUGACAAAAUUACGACACUGAUUGCGUAUUGCUAUUCCAAUGAGUUAACUAACUUUCGAUAAUUGUUUUCAAAUUAACUGAAAAUUGGACUACAGAUGCCAUCAUUGUAAAAUGCGCCUAACAACUUAGCUGCUCACCAA
Messenger RNA from Pocillopora damicornis (cauliflower coral), 5717 nucleotides. RefSeq lists its product as uncharacterized. Gene Ontology annotation, biological process: tissue development; animal organ morphogenesis. The record is from RefSeq and is a predicted model, not a curated record. NCBI's taxonomy places the organism in Eukaryota, Metazoa, Cnidaria, Anthozoa, Scleractinia, Pocilloporidae.